Messenger RNA from Syngnathus acus (greater pipefish), 2197 nucleotides. It is a transcript of the gene zbtb8b, whose product is annotated as zinc finger and BTB domain containing 8B. Bases 1 to 1503 code for a protein of 500 amino acids. Gene Ontology annotation, molecular function: RNA polymerase II cis-regulatory region sequence-specific DNA binding; protein binding; DNA-binding transcription factor activity, RNA polymerase II-specific. The record is from RefSeq and is a predicted model, not a curated record. Gene Ontology annotation, biological process: regulation of transcription by RNA polymerase II. NCBI's taxonomy places the organism in Eukaryota, Metazoa, Chordata, Actinopteri, Syngnathiformes, Syngnathidae. The transcript is spliced from 4 exons.
AUGGAGGUGCCUUGCUACCUGCCCAAGCUUCUGUUUGAACUCAAUGAGCAGCGGAAGCGAGGCUACUUUUGUGACUGCAGCAUCCUGGUCGAGGGCCGUGUCUUCAAGGCCCACCGCAAUGUCCUGUUUGCUGGAAGCGGCUACUUUAGAGCUCUUUUGGUUCACUAUUUGCAGGAUAGUGGCCAGCGCCAAAGCACAGCAUCCUUAGACAUAGUUACAGCUGAUGCCUUCUCCAUCAUCCUGGACUUUCUCUAUUCCGGCCGGUUAGCUUUGAGCAGCAACUCUGUCAUUGAAGUGAUGUCAGCGGCCAGCUAUUUGCAAAUGACUGACCUGGUGAACCUUUGCAAAAGGUACAUCAGUUCCUCUUUGGACAUAUGCAAUAAGGACAAGGAGGGCGUAAUAGGGGGGGGAAAUCCGGGACAGGGAGGACAAUACAGACCCGCGGACAGCGGCACUGCUGCAGCAUCCAAGUCGAGUAGUUUUGGGGCUGCAGAGCCUCGCUCACAGGUUGCAGAAGCAGAUGGAGUAGCUGUAAAGCCGCCAAAGAGCCCUUUGCCCAUGCCGGGCAGCACCCCUCCAGGCCCAAGCCAAAACAUGGACAUCGACUUCCAUUCCGGCGGCGAAAAACCAAAACCCCACACGGAUCAGACAAACCUUACCUCGACGCGCUGCUCUUUGACUCAUGAGUUAGUGAACCCCAAGAUAGAGUAUGACCCGGAUGAGGAGCUCUCGGAGUCUCCUGACAAUAAAGACCUAGCGUCAUAUCCUGGACCUUCUGUUCCUCACCCGAGCAGAUCGCUUCCCCCGAGUUUUUCCACGGAGCGCUUCUCUGUGGGUUGCAGCUCUUCUUUCAGUGCCAAGCAGCUGAUGGAGAUGCUGGCCAGAGGUGAAGGCCCCAACUCACUGCUGGACCGAGGAGGCCAGCGCAUGACUCAGAGACCACCGGGUAGCAUUUUAGGCUUGAGCCGAAUGGAGGACAGUUUGGGUUUCGUGGGAUCGUCCGUGAUGGAAAUCCAGUCGGAUUGGAUCGGAGAGGACACGGGCGACAGCUUACUGGUUCCCGUCAAGCUCCACAAGUGCCCCUUCUGUCCGUACACGGCCAAGCAGAAGGGAAUCAUGAAGCGCCACCUUCGCUGUCACACAGGCGAGAGGCCUUUCCCUUGUCCCAUGUGCGGAAAGAGGUUCACCAGGCAGGAACAUCUUCGUACCCAUGCCCUCAGCGUCCAUCGGCACGACUUACCCAUGUCAUGCAAGAGCUGCAGGCGGAUCUUCUACGGGUCCAGCGUGUCGCCGGGGUUCCGACGCUACGGCAUCUGCGACAGCUGCAACUGCGUGACCACCACUCACGCCGAGCCCGCCGAACGUGAAGACGGAAACGCCGACUGGGCCAGUUUCAUGGACGACGUGGACGAGGUGGAGGUUGGUCGAGUGGAAGACUUGGUGGGGAAGACGAUGCUGGAAAGGGAGCUGACCGCGUGCGAUGAUGAAGGUCAUACCCUGUGAAGUUUUAGGACUUGACCUUGGUCAUCAUUAAUUGAUGUUCUUUAACCUAUAUCUGUGGCUCUGGGACAAUCAGGCCUUUGCUUCUUGGAUCAAAAAAUGCGGUUCUUAUCGGUUAUUGGUGUUCCAUGCUUAAGUUCGAUGGACUUUGUUGAUUAAAUUGUGUAAGCGUUGUUUUCCUUCUAUAUCUGGUGUGUAAUUUUUAUAUCUUAAAAAUUCAAUCAAUAGAUAACCUUUGAUGCCUGGUGCAUGGCUUGAGCAAAUUUGAGAAGCAGAGUGCCGCUCUCUAGUGGUGACUUGACACACUUGCAAUGCUAAUUUGCCAUUUUGCUUUUGGAAGCCAAAUGGAACUGGUUUCCUUCCUUUUUACAGUACAAUUCUUUCCCCAAAAAGAAGUUACAAUUUGUUUACUUUGUUAGUACAAUCAUGAAAUGGCAGUAGAAGGAACUCAAAUAGCAAAGUACAAAUACAAAGAUUGUUCAGGUCACUUGACUUAUUUAUUUUCCUGACAAACUUUUACUUUACCACCUAUGUUUUAUUUUCAAUUAUCACUAGCUAAGUGGGCUUUUUUAUUAUUAUCUCACAUUGUUGUUAUUCUGUGGGAACAUUUGUUUAAUGGCUUCAUAAGAGCCAAUUUUUCUCUUGUCAAUAUGAGCACCAAAUAAAUAAAAGAGGCUAACGUUUGUGUGCUUUUUUU